Molecule: messenger RNA, 384 nt
Organism: Cotesia congregata
Lineage: Eukaryota; Metazoa; Arthropoda; Insecta; Hymenoptera; Braconidae
Source: the annotation of a GenBank genome assembly
AUGCAUCCGGUUGCUAAAAAAAAUUAUUUAAACAAUAAGCCGUAUGAAAAGUUUGCUCCAAGAUUUUUCAACCGGCAGCAGAGAGGCAAGAUAUCAGUCGACCUAAGCGAUAAAUCAUCAACAUUGCUAACCCAUGAAGCUUGCAAGGACUCCUGGUCAGCUUGGUCGGGUGUCUUGAGCACUCCGCCGGUUACAUCACCGAGCAUGACGAACCUGAACCAAGAACCGCUGGCACACUCGACCAUCAGCAACGAUUUGGGCUCCAUCGUCAACCCGGUUUCUUCCAGUACUUCCCGCUUCACUGCUGCUAUCAGCGACUCAUUCGGCUGGACUCUUCCAGCAGGUAAGUACCAUUUUCCGGCACAAGAUGCCUUUGCUUCUUGA